AUGUCAAGGGCUCAUCAGCAACGGUCGGAGGAAGACUACAACAUGGAGAGUUCAAUCGCCUUGAGAGAUCGAGGUAUAUUAGAGACCCAAGCGAAGAGGCGCCACAGGAAAGAGAGAGAUGUGCCGAUAGGCUCCCUCUUCACAUCGACGAGGCAGGAAGAAUCCUAUGGGCAGGCGAGGAGGCGGCAGGUAGACCACCGGGAGUUCUCCCCAUACGUCACCCCAAUCAGAGAGAGAUUCUCUACUCAGAGGCACUCGAUGCCUCGGGUAAUGGACGACGACGAUGAUACCAACAUGGACGUAGAGGAACGGCGGGUGGAGAAUCCUUUUGGCGACCUUAUUGGGCAAAGAGUCCAGCGACAAGGGGCCCCAGUGGUACAACAGCUCAGCCGCGGGAUCGAGGAACUCAGCAUGCACGUGCGGGAUAUUCCCAUACUCAGGGAACUCACCCGGCAGCAGCAGGAGUAUACCAACAAGAUCGUCGAGGACCUCCACGCCACAGGGCCAUUUACAGUUUCAGCAGCAUCAGCAAACCUGUAA
Molecule: messenger RNA, 540 nt
Organism: Morchella importuna
Lineage: Eukaryota; Fungi; Ascomycota; Pezizomycetes; Pezizales; Morchellaceae
Exons: 1
Coding region: 1-540 (179 amino acids)
Source: RefSeq, a predicted model, not a curated record